AUGAGUCACUCAGAAACCGAAAAGGACGUCGCCAAGGGCCGGUCGUCCGAUGGCAGCGGCAACGGCGUCAAGCUCGCCACUGAAGAGGUGGACAAGUUCGAGAUCGCUCUCGACGCCAAUGACUCGGGUGAGGUCAAGAACCCACUGUACGGCGUGCCACGCAGCAAGCUCUUGCGCGACGCAGAGCAGUUUGCCCAUCAGCACGGCCUCGUAGAGCAUGUCGAGCUCAUCCAGCGCGGUGCGCUGGUCGCACAGAACCAGAGCGGCUUCCAGUCCAUCCCCGACCUUUCCGACGAGGAGAAGGCGGCGCUCGUGCACGAGGUCACGCACAAGUGGAGCCACCCGUUUGUCAUGUAUGCCACCAUCUUUUGCUGCUCCAUUGGUGCUGCCACGCAAGGGUGGGAUCAGACUGGUAGCAACGGUGCAAAUCUCUCCUUCCCCAAGGAUUUCGACAUCAGCACCGAGAAGGGCAAUCCAAACGCGUACAACAAUACAUGGCUCGUCGGCGCCGUCAACGCGGCGCCUUACAUUGGGUCGGCGCUCUGCGGCUGUUGGCUCUCCGAUCCGCUGAACAACGCAUUUGGCCGCCGCGGCUGCAUUUUCAUCACUGCCGUCAUUCUCGUCAUCACACCGAUCUGCUCAGGCUUCACGCGCAAUUGGUGGGAGCUGUUUAUCGUCCGCUUCCUCCUUGGCAUCGGCAUGGGUGCUAAGGGCUCCACCGUCCCCGUCUUUGCUGCCGAAAACUCACCCGCGCGCAUUCGCGGAGCGCUCGUCAUGGGCUGGCAGCUCUGGACCGCAUUCGGUAUCUUCCUCGGGACAUGCGCAAACGUUGUCGUCAAGGACGUCGGAAAGAUUGCCUGGCGGCUGCAGCUCGGCAGUGCUUUCAUCCCUGCGCUCCCGCUCGCGAUCUUCAUCUACUUCUGCCCCGAAUCGCCGCGAUGGCUGAUGAAGAAGAACCGAUACGCGGAAGCGUUCGAGUCGCUCGUCCGCCUACGCCACAACAAGAUCCAGGCCGCGCGCGAUCUGUAUUACAUCCACACGCUGCUCCAGGAAGAGAGAAAGAUCAUCCGCGGUACCACGUACGUACAGCGUAUCGCCGAGCUCUUCACCAUUCCGCGCGUCCGCCGUGCAACAAUUGCCUCUGGCGUUGUCAUGCUUGCGCAGCAGAUGUGCGGCAUCAACAUCAUUGCGUUCUACUCGUCAACAAUCUUCGAACAGGCCUACGGGUCCGUCGAUAAGGCGCUGUACGCAUCGCUUGGCUUUGGCGCUGUCAACUUUUUCUUUGCCUUCCCCGCUCUUUUCACCAUUGAUACCUUUGGACGCCGGAAUCUGCUUCUCUUUACCUUCCCGCAGAUGGCAUGGUGCUUGCUCGGCGGAGGACUGUCGUUCCUCAUUCCGUCGAAUGCCGACGGCACUCCGGGUCCAGGCCGUGUCGGUGCGAUCUCCUUCUUCGUUUUCCUUUUCGCGGCGUUCUACUCGCCAGGAGAAGGCCCCGUGCCAUUCACGUACUCUGCCGAGGUCUUCCCCCUGGCGCAGCGUGAGGCCGGCAUGAGCUGGGCGGUAACUGUCUGCCUCGGCUUCGCUGCCAUUCUCUCUGUCACGUUCCCCGCCAUGCUUGACGUCAUGACGCCGACCGGCGCGUUCUGCUUCUACGCUGGGCUCAACGUCAUCGCGUUCGUCAUGAUAUUCUUCCUCGUACCCGAGACCAAAGCGCUCACACUCGAAGAGCUGGACCAAGUCUUCGCAGUACCAACCGGCAAGUUUGCCGACUACCAACUCAACAAGGCCUUGCCGUACUUCUUCAAGCGCUGGGUGUUCUGGCGGAAGGACGCCAAGCUCGAGCCGCUCAUCAGAAUCGACGACACGCUCAUCGUCAAACCCGAUGCUUCCAAGGUCUAA
Messenger RNA from Tilletiaria anomala UBC 951, 1899 nucleotides. RefSeq lists its product as uncharacterized. NCBI's taxonomy places the organism in Eukaryota, Fungi, Basidiomycota, Exobasidiomycetes, Georgefischeriales, Tilletiariaceae. Gene Ontology annotation, molecular function: myo-inositol:proton symporter activity. Bases 1 to 1899 code for a protein of 632 amino acids. Gene Ontology annotation, cellular component: membrane. Gene Ontology annotation, biological process: transmembrane transport. The transcript is spliced from 7 exons. The record is from RefSeq and is a predicted model, not a curated record.